AUGCAGGAGCUGGUGGCCGGUGUGGAGAAGAUCAGGUUUGACUUGGAGGCUGAUGUGGAGCAGCAGCGAGGAGCUCAGCCCCUGCCCUUCCCAGUUAUGGACAAGCUGGGGGCGGCCGUCUGCGAGUUCUUCCAUCAAGGGCUGUGCACCAAGGGCGUGCGGUGCCCAUUCCAGCAUGUCGGCGGGGAGAAGACGGUGGUGUGCAAGCACUGGCUGCGUGGGCUCUGCAAGAAGGGUGAUGGCUGUGACUUCCUGCACGAGUACAACACGACCAAGAUGCCCGACUGCUAUUUCUACUCCAAGUUCGGUGAGUGCAGCAACAAGGACUGUCCCUUCCUGCACGUUGAUGCCACUGCCAGCACCGUGGGCUGUCCCUGGUACGACCGUGGCUUCUGCAGGCACGGUCCCCUGUGCAAGUACAAGCACACGCGGAGGGUGAUGUGUGCCAAUUACCUCGUUGGCUUCUGCCCAGAAGGACCCAAAUGCAGAUUCAUGCAGUACGUACGGGGCAGCCUCAAGGCCGGGCUGAUGACGAGCAGCACGGAUCCGUCCGAGGGAGCUGGCCAUCCUUGGGGGCUGGCACGGCUGGAUCUGGCUGCUGGCGGGGACACUGGAUGCAAGGAUGUGCCACCCACGGAGCCCCCUCUACCAGUCACUAGUGCUACCCCGCACCCGACAGCGCAGCUGCAGGACACCGAUAGCUGCCCCCUGAGCACACAGAGCCUGCUUGAACAAGGCAUCUGCUUCAAGUGCGGACAGAAGGGUCACUACACCAGUAAAUGUGGGAAGGCUCAGCUGGAAAUGCUGCUGGGGAAGUGA
This is a messenger RNA of Pelecanus crispus (Dalmatian pelican), 819 nucleotides long. The record is from RefSeq and is a predicted model, not a curated record. Lineage: Eukaryota; Metazoa; Chordata; Aves; Pelecaniformes; Pelecanidae.